CUUUGCCGCCGAUCACAACUCCGAACUAGAGGCAGAACCCGAAACCCGUGCUCCACGGGUCGGAUCGAGGGCCUCCAGGAACCGGUUUGGGCUCUCUUCAUGCUAUCUCGGGGAGAAAUCUCAGAAGCAAGAGCAGCAACCGCAGCCUUUGGAGGGAGCUAGCUACAAUGAAACUAACGAUGAGGUUGGAGGUAGAAAGAGGGAGAAUGAAGACGCUGAAGACGCCGAAGCUGACGGAACGGCGCAGAAGCCAUGGAAUUUGAGACCGAGGAAAUCGAUUUUCUCCAGAGGUACGGGUGAGAUCGGUGUGGGAGGUCCGAGGAAUGGAGAAUUGCCGGAAAACGUUUCAUUCGCUGCCACGGGUCAUUCGGCUCAGCAGAAUGAGAACCCUCCACAGCCGAAAUCGCUUCGCUUGAGGGGUUACGCUGAGAUGCAGAAUACGGAAAGAAAGGAGAAGAGGAAAUUCUGGAUCGCCUUGUCGAGGGAAGAGAUUGAAGAGGACAUAUUCAUUAUGACUGGGUCAAGACCCUCUCGGAGGCCAAAGAAAAGGCCAAAGAAUGUGCAGAAACAGCUCGAUAGCGUUUUUCCUGGAUUGUGGUUAGUGGGGUUCACUGCAGACGUUUGCAAGGCGGCAGAUACUGCAGCAAAGAAGUAGAGAAGCUACAGCGAAUUGCAGUUUGCCAACAACACAGUUUGGUGGCCGCGGUAACUGGGACCUGUAAUGGAGGUAUAAAUGCGCAGAAUUUUGUAGAGCGCAAAAGAUUUGCGAAAUGGGUAUGUUGAAAAGGGGGGAAAAUUGGGA
Molecule: messenger RNA, 802 nt
Organism: Neltuma alba
Lineage: Eukaryota; Viridiplantae; Streptophyta; Magnoliopsida; Fabales; Fabaceae
Exons: 3
Source: RefSeq, a predicted model, not a curated record